AUGCCUGCUUCUCCAACCGGAUUUGGUCACUACUUUGUGGACAGAAACGUCUCCAUGCCUGCUGGAUAUCAAAUACUGGGCUGUGCACCAGGGGUACAGCAACAGCAGCCUCCUCCUCCUCCUCUUCACCUGGCUGCCAUGGCCGGGAUGUCACUUCCUUUUUCAGGAAUACCGGGAUACACUUUCAUUCCUUUCCCACACCUUGGACACAUGUCCCACAUGAGGAGCUCAUAUGACCUGAAAGCCGCAUCAUCUUAUCACCAGGCUGUGCUGAGCCGCAGCGGGCCGUUGUUCUCUCCGUACAGGCCGGUGCUUGGAGAUGAACCAGGACGCGUGGCCAAAGUAGCGAGCAGGGAAAGCACCGGCGCGCUGAAAGCCUGGCUCAGUGAGCACCUCAAGAACCCCUACCCCACCAAAGGCGAGAAGAUCAUGCUGGCCAUCGUCACCAAGAUGAGCCUGACCCAAGUGUCUACGUGGUUCGCCAACGCGCGCCGCCGCCUCAAGAAGGAGAACCGCGUCAGCUGGGCAUCUAAAGCCAAGAGCGAUGAGGAGGCUGAGGAGAGCGAAGAAGAAGACGAUGGAGAUCUUUCUGGCUCCUCGCAGAAGGAUCGAUGCUCGGACGAUGAGGACAGUCAGAUUGUUGAUGUUGAGGAGGAGUUGAGCGCAGUGGAGAUGGAGUCCCCGCGCGCGGCUCAGGACCGACUCACGGAAGGACUCGAACCACCACACCAAGGUGACACUUCCGGCUCCGGAGCCCUUGAGGUUGGAUGCGAAUCAGCGAAUAAGGAGUGUAAAGAAAGUGCAAAUGGACAGAAACCGAAAAUCUGGUCUCUAGCAGAGACAGCCACUUCUCAAAUUCCAGUCAAGAAGAGCAAUCAUCACCAAGAUUUUAGCAAAUGGUGGGCAAACUGGGCUUCCAGAAGCAGCUCCUACUCACCUGCAAGCUACUCUGCACACUUUCUUCCACAAAGUCAGUUGAACUCCUAA
Messenger RNA from Neoarius graeffei (lesser salmon catfish), 987 nucleotides. It is a transcript of the gene irx7, whose product is annotated as iroquois homeobox 7. The transcript is spliced from 2 exons. Gene Ontology annotation, molecular function: RNA polymerase II cis-regulatory region sequence-specific DNA binding; DNA-binding transcription factor activity, RNA polymerase II-specific. The record is from RefSeq and is a predicted model, not a curated record. Bases 1 to 987 code for a protein of 328 amino acids. Gene Ontology annotation, cellular component: nucleus. Gene Ontology annotation, biological process: cell development; neuron differentiation; regulation of transcription by RNA polymerase II. Lineage: Eukaryota; Metazoa; Chordata; Actinopteri; Siluriformes; Ariidae.